This is a messenger RNA of Tarenaya hassleriana, 2986 nucleotides long. Its product is annotated as pre-mRNA-processing protein 40C. The record is from RefSeq and is a predicted model, not a curated record. Gene Ontology annotation, molecular function: transcription coregulator activity; RNA polymerase binding. NCBI's taxonomy places the organism in Eukaryota, Viridiplantae, Streptophyta, Magnoliopsida, Brassicales, Cleomaceae. Gene Ontology annotation, cellular component: nucleus.
UUGGGCUAGGGUUCGUGAAACACUCUCCGGCCGAGCUCUCUCUCGCUCUCGCCGUUUUCCUCCGCCGUCGCCACCGCUUCUUCUCCGUCGCCUCCGUUUCCUUUUAUCGUCGUUGUCUGUCUUCGAGCCGGCUGUUUCGUCUGAAAAGAUGCAAGGAGGGAAUGCAUCAGAGUCACCUUCAACGGCUGCGUCAUCACAACCUCGGGUUUCUGGACAUGAUUCCUUUGUGCAUCCUCCACUGAUGUCUUCUUCGAGUGGUGUGGUCUUAGCCUCGAGUGUCUCUUUUGGUGGUAACACUCAGUCCGAGCUCAAGGAUCAACCCUCUAUGUCUGAUGCUUCAGCUACUGCUGUGCAGACUAGUGGUACGGCAUUUGUCUCUCAGGCAGCUCCAUCUUCUGUUAAUGCUCCUUUGAGUUCUGCUGCAGCUACCUCCUCCAAUGUCAAUUCUGUACCUCAAACUUCCUCAAUGCUAUCAAAUUCGCCUUUUGCUAGACCUGUGGCACCUGCCCCUCCUGGUCUAAUGACGUCAUCAGCGCAUACGUUUCCUAUCCCUACCCCUUUCUCUUCUGCGACACCAAGACCUGGGAUGUCUGGAGCUCCUCCACAAGCUAAUCCUGUUGCUCAUCUUCAGAUGUACCCGCAAUUCCAUUCAUUGCCCCAUAUGGCUGGAACACCACCGGGAAUCUGGAUGCAGCCUCCUCCACUGGGGGUAAUGCCUAGGUCGCAGUUUCUUACACAUCGUACUCCAUUUCCUGGGUCUUACCAAUUCCCAGUACGUGGAGUCCCUCCUAGUUUACCAUUUUCUAGUUCACAACCACUUGGGAUGACUCCUAUGGGAAGCUCUAGCUCUGUUCCUGCUUUACUAGGUCAUCAACUUAGUGCUCCUGGACAGAAGACUGAAGCACACUCAGGAAUCGAUAACAGAGUUGACUCUCAAGAAGUAGGGAAACGGUUAAAUGAUUGGACUGCACACAAAACUGAAACUGGAGUUGUUUACUAUUAUAAUGCCUUGACAGGGCAAUCAACUUAUGAAAAGCCACCAGGUUUUGAAGGAGAGCCCGACAAAGUUCCAGUGCAGCCGACUCCUGUUUCUAUGGAGCACUUGCCUGGAACAGAUUGGGCGCUUGUCACCACAAAUGAUGGCAAGAAAUAUUACUAUAACAGUAAAAGCAAGGUAAGCAGCUGGCAGAUCCCAGCUGAGGUGACAGAGUUAGGAAGGAAACAGGAAGCAGAGAAGUCUGCAGAAUGUUUGACAUCUCUGCCAAAUGCUGAUUCACAAAAUGAAAAGGGAUCUGACCAGUUAAGUCUAAGCGCACCUGCUAUUAGCAAUGGUGGUCGAGAUGCUGCAUCACUUAGAACCCCAAAUGUGUCUGGCUCAUCAGCUCUAGAUUUAGUAAAAAAGAAAUUACAUGAUUCUGGAGCACCUGUCUCAUCUGCAACAAUGUCUGAAGGAAAUGUUGGUAAAGCAGUUGAGGCUACCGAGGAUGUAGAAAAUGAGAAUUGUACAGAUAAGGCAAAAGAUGCUCCUGGAUCUGGGGACCUCUCUGAAUCUUCAUCAGAUUCAGAAGAUGAAGAUAGUGGUCCUACAAAGGAAGAGCGUUUCAAACAGUUUAAGGAAAUGCUCAAGGAGCGAGGAGUAGCACCAUUCUCGAAGUGGGAGAAGGAGCUGCCAAAAAUAGUGUUUGAUCCCCGCUUUAAGGCAAUACCUAGUCAUUCUGUUAGACGAUCCUUAUUUGAGCAGUACGUCAAGACACGUGCGGAGGAAGAACGCAGAGAAAAGCGUGCUGCUCAUAAGGCAGCAAUAGAAGGAUUCAAAAAGUUGCUGGAUGAAGCAUCCAAAGACAUUGAUCAACAAACUGAUUAUCGGACAUUUAAAAGGAACUGGGAGAGCGAUCCACGGUUCAAAGCAUUGGAAAGGAAGGAGACAGAGGCUUUGUUCAAUGAAAGAGUCCUUUCUUUGAAAAAGGCUGCUGAGCAAAAGGCUCAAGAAAUACGCUCAGCAGCUGCUGCUGAUUUCAAGGCGAUGCUACGGGAAAGAGAUGUAAGAACGAAUUCCCAUUGGUCCAGGGUUAAGGAUAGCUUGAGAAAUGAUCCAAGAUAUAGAUCUGUCGCACACGAGGAUAGGGAAGUUUUGUUUAAUGAGUUCUUGGCAGAGCUGAAAGCUGCGAAAGGGGAGAGUGAUGGUUCAACGAGAACAAGAGACGAAGAGGAUAAACUGAAAGAAAGGGAGAGGGAAUUGAGGAAAAGGAAAAGUCGACAAAGAGUGCGGCUAAAGGUUAGGAGGAAGGAGGCAAUUUCCUCCUAUCAAGCUUUGCUCGUGGAAACAAUCAGAGACGCUGAGACAUCCUGGACAGAAUCAAAGAUGAAACUCGAAAAGGAUCCUCAAAGACGUGCCUCCAACCCAGAUUUGGAUCCAGCUGAUAUGGAGAAGCNCUUCCGAGACCAUGUAAAAACGUUGUAUGAGCGCUUCUCCCAUGACUUCAAAACUCUCUUAGCCGAAAUAUUGACAUCGGAAGCUGCUUCUCAACAGACAGAGGACGGAAAAACAGCGCUGAACUCGUGGUCAACGUGUAAACGCCUUCUGAAACACGAUAAAAGGUACAGCAAGAUGCCGAGAAAAGACAGGGAAAUCAUAUGGCGCCGAUAUGCUGAGGAUAUAUCGAGGAAACAGAAAUCGGAAAGCAAUCAAAAGAAGGAAAAACAGAAAGAUACGAAACCGAAAAACGCAGGCGAGGCCCGGGGGAGGAAUUCAUGACCAGCCUAUUCUUCAUGGAGGUAAGUAAAAGCCUAUUCUGUGUCAGAUCAGCGUCCAAUUUUUCUUUGUAGAAUUUUGAGAACUUCAUUUUAUAAGCUUUGUAUUGUACAUCAACAGUUGGUGUGAUUGGUAGCAAGGGUUGGUCACACAGUUUGAAAUUUUAAAGACGUAUAACAUGGUUCACGUGUCUUUUGUGUCUCUGCUCUUGUUUAUCUAAUUUAAUUUCUUGAA